AUCGAAACCGGUGUUGGGGUCCACGUGUCAUUCGCUGGCAUUUAAUGCAUUGAAUGACUGCAUGACUGCUCUCUGCAGUGCAUUCACUGUGAGACCAAUCAAUGCCAACACAAACACUGCAUUCAAACAACACAUCAUUUCAUAUGUUUUCACCGAAACAGCACUCAAUUGAAUCAAUUGCCUGAUUGUGUCUUCAUUAUCGUUAUAUCGCAGCAAUGGUUAAGGUUUUGUUGAUCUCUGCCUUUUGUCUCGCACUGAAUGUGCUUGUUUUGGCCGAAGAGGAAGCGGUAACUGCGGCCAGACUUCUCAUAGAGAAGCAGAUCCUCAACAAGUAUUUGGUGGAGAAUCGAGACAUUGUUGUCAACUAUAAUAUCUUUAACGUCGGACAGAGUCCCGCCAUCGAUGUCCACAUAACGGAUAACAGCUUUUCGAGCGAACACUUCGAUGUGAUGAGUGGUGUCUUGAAGGUGACGAUCGCCAGACUCGGACCCGGAUCCAAUAUAACGCACACAUCAGUGGUUCGGCCAAAGGCUGGCAUUUGGGGCCGAUUUAACUUCACUGCCGGAGAAGUGACUUAUUUGGUGAGCGAAGACUCCAAAGACAUCCAAUUGGGCUAUACCUCAGAACCCGGCGAAGGAUUCAUUGUCUCAUUGAAGGAGUUUGACCGCAGAUUCUCUCCUCAUGUGUUGGAUUGGGCGGCAUUCGCCAUCAUGACUUUGCCUUCACUUCUGUUCCCAUUCCUCCUGUGGUACAGAAGUAAAAGCAAAUACGAGUCGAUAGUGUCAUCAAAACAGGCCAACAAAAAGCAUUAGAAUAUAAUUUUAUUGCAAAUUAGAAUAAAAACAAAUUUUUAUUUUAAAA
Messenger RNA from Oppiella nova, 861 nucleotides. NCBI's taxonomy places the organism in Eukaryota, Metazoa, Arthropoda, Arachnida, Sarcoptiformes, Oppiidae. The record is from the annotation of a GenBank genome assembly.